Clupea harengus (Atlantic herring) is the source of this 1419-nucleotide messenger RNA. RefSeq names its product RNA binding motif protein 24b (gene rbm24b). The record is from RefSeq and is a predicted model, not a curated record. Gene Ontology annotation, biological process: regulation of alternative mRNA splicing, via spliceosome; positive regulation of myotube differentiation; mRNA stabilization. Gene Ontology annotation, molecular function: mRNA 3'-UTR binding. NCBI's taxonomy places the organism in Eukaryota, Metazoa, Chordata, Actinopteri, Clupeiformes, Clupeidae. Gene Ontology annotation, cellular component: nucleus; cytosol.
AGGGGAGGGGAUUGGGGUUCGGGAGGGGAGGGGAGGUGAGGGUCGGGGUGGAGCACACACGUGCUUAGCUUCAGUCGGCGGGUGAAGCAACAGACAGACAGAGCUACUGCGCAACUUUUCAUUCAAGGGCAACACUGUCAGAAAUUAACGGUUGGCAAGUUAACAGGUGCACUACGGCGGAACGACAAGCCUACAAACUACAAUCACCGCGAGGCCCGACACUCCAUGCAAGUCCCCUAAAGUUUGUUUGGAAACACUUUUCGGUAGUUGACUGAUCUCACCCCAGCGGUGAUCCUGUAGAGAGAAGAUGCACGCCGGCCAGAAGGACACCACUUACACGAAGAUCUUCGUCGGUGGGCUGCCGUACCACACGACCGACUCGAGCCUCAGGAAGUACUUUGAGGUGUUUGGGGAGAUCGAAGAAGCUGUGGUGAUCACUGAUCGACAGACCGGGAAGUCCAGGGGAUAUGGAUUCGUGACCAUGGGAGACCGUGCGUCAGCAGACCGAGCCUGUAAGGACCCUAACCCCAUCAUCGAUGGCCGCAAGGCCAACGUCAACCUGGCUUACCUGGGGGCAAAGCCAAGGGUCAUGCAGCCAGGGUUCUCCUUUGGAAUGCCCCAAAUCCACCCAGCAUUCAUCCAGAGGCCUUAUGGGAUCCCGGCGCACUACAUGUACCCCCAGGCGUUCGUCCAGCCCAGCGUGGUGAUCCCUCACGUGCAGCCGCCCUCCGCCAGCCCCGCGGCCGCCGCCUCGCCGUACCUGGACUACAGCGGCACCGCCUACGCCCAGUACUCCGCUGCCGCCGCCGCGUCGGCCGCCGCCUACGAGCAGUACCCCUUCGCCGCCUCGCCCGCGGCCACCGGCUACGUGGCGUCCGGAGGGUACGGCUACGCCGUGCAGCAGCCCCUGCAGUCACCGGCACCGUCGGCCUCCGCAACCGCCGCCGCAUUCAGCCAGUACCAACCACAUCAGAUGCAGACAGACCGCAUGCAGUGAACACACACACACACACACACACACACACAGCCAGUACCAACCACAUCAGAUGCAGACAGACCGCAUGCAGUGAACACACACACACACACACACACACACACACACACACACACAGCCAGUACCAACCACAUCAGAUGCAGACAGACCGCAUGCAGUGAACACACACACACACACACACACACACACACACACACACAGCCAGUACCAACCACAUCAGAUGCAGACAGACCGCAUGCAGUGAACACACACACACACACACACAGCCAGUACCAACCACAUCAGAUGCAGACAGACCGCAUGCAGUGAACACACACACACACACACACACACAGCCAGUACCAACCACAUCAGAUGCAGACAGACCGCAUGCAGUGAACACACACACACACACACACACACACACACAGCCAGUACCAACAACA